AUGGCCACAGCCUUGGCCCUUCAGACUGCAAAGAGGCAGGAAGAACUUCUGGAAGUGAAGGUAAAGGAAGAAGAGAAGGACCAUGCCUCUGGGCAAGAAUCUGGCCUGUCAAGAAAUAAUCCUCAUACCAGAGAGAUCUUUCGUAGACGCUUCAGGCAGUUCUGCUAUCAGGAGACCCCUGGGCCCCGGGAGGCUCUUCAAAGACUUCAAGAGCUCUGCCGUCAGUGGCUGAGACCAGACAUGCACACCACAGAGCAGAUCCUGGAGCUGCUGGUGCUGGAGCAGUUCCUGACCAUCCUGCCUGAGGAGCUCCAGACCUGGGUGCGGGACUACCACCCUGCAAGUGGAGAGGAAGUGGUCACUGUGCUGGAGGAUUUGGAGAGAGAGCUGGAUGAACCAGGAGUGCAGGUCCCAACCCAUGCUCAUGAACAGGAAGAGUUUGUAAAGGAGAAGGCAAAUCUAGGAGCAGCUCAGGAGUCUUCAAGUGGCCGGUUCCAAACAUUGGAAGAGCAGCUUCAGUGUAAUGUGCAAGAAGUGUGCCCAGCUCAGGAGACUGAUGGUGAGGCUGGGACUUGGAAUGUGGAAUUAGUCCCCAAGGGGAAGAUUUCUAAAGAAAUGAAAUCUCUUAUAGAAGUACCUGGAAAACUGAAUGGUGAUGUUAUUCAGGUGCCUGAAUAUGGAGACACCUUUGACCAUGGGGGCAGAUUGGAAAGGCCACGGGUAAGCUCUUCAGCAGAAAGACCCUAUGUCUGUGGUGAAUGUGGAAAAAGCUUUACCCAGAAUUCCAUACUUAUCGAGCACCAGAGAACGCACACGGGGGAGAAGCCCUAUGAAUGUGAGGAGUGUGGGCGGGCCUUCAGCCAGCGGUCAGGCCUAUUCCAGCACCAGAGACUCCACACCGGGGAGAAGCGCUACCAGUGCAGUGUUUGUGGCAAAGCCUUCAGCCAGAAUGCCGGGCUUUUCCAUCACCUCAGAAUCCAUACUGGAGAAAAACCUUACCAGUGCAAUCAGUGCAGUAAAAGUUUUAGUCGACGUUCUGUCCUCAUUAAGCAUCAGAGAAUUCACACUGGAGAGAGACCUUAUGAAUGUGAAGAAUGUGGCAAGAACUUCAUUUACCAUUGCAACCUCAUCCAGCAUCGGAAAGUCCACCCUGUGGCUGAAUCAAGCUAG
Messenger RNA from Cynocephalus volans (Philippine flying lemur), 1170 nucleotides. It is a transcript of the gene ZSCAN23, whose product is annotated as zinc finger and SCAN domain containing 23. NCBI's taxonomy places the organism in Eukaryota, Metazoa, Chordata, Mammalia, Dermoptera, Cynocephalidae. Bases 1 to 1170 code for a protein of 389 amino acids. The record is from RefSeq and is a predicted model, not a curated record. The transcript has 3 exons.